AUGGCUUGCAGGAGAUGUAGAACAGCAGGAGAACGGUGGAUUGUACGUGUUGUGACGAUGGCUGGUCAGGCUGGUAAGAAACAGGCGCUGUCCAAUUCGGCUGCUUUGCAAAGCCUUUAUAGAGUAACAGUACCAAUUGUGAUCUUGGCGCUGCUUCGGUCGUGGGCUUCUAGCGGAAUCAAGCUGGGACAACUGAUCAAAUUCGCUUUACUGCAUGUCCCCUUGAUUGGGUGCUGCUAUGUUCUCGACAAGUCCGGGAGGCCGCUGUACGAUGCCAAGGGUAAGAUUGUCAAAGAAGGCAUGGAUCUGUCGCAAGCCGGUGGUCUUACGGAAUACAUGUUUGAUGUUAUUUAUUUGUCACUUUUUGGUGAUGCUGGACAGAUACUGUUCAACACCAGGAAACUGUGGUACAUUUUACUGGUCGUUCCAGCGUAUGCUGCUUACAAGCUGUACCAUUUGAAGGACCAGUUUAUGGGCAACGGUGGUAAUGGCAGUGGUAUCCCUAAGGGCGGCGCCGCAGCUGUGAAUGAGGAUAAAUCAAAGAGACAGGCCAAGAGAGAGAAAAGAGGCGACAAGAAUAAGGUCAGGUAUAGAUGA
This is a messenger RNA of Zygotorulaspora mrakii, 597 nucleotides long. It is a transcript of the gene SND2, whose product is annotated as Snd2p. NCBI's taxonomy places the organism in Eukaryota, Fungi, Ascomycota, Saccharomycetes, Saccharomycetales, Saccharomycetaceae. Bases 1 to 597 code for a protein of 198 amino acids. The transcript has a single exon. Gene Ontology annotation, biological process: vacuolar protein processing. The record is from RefSeq and is a predicted model, not a curated record. Gene Ontology annotation, cellular component: intracellular membrane-bounded organelle.